This is a messenger RNA of Corylus avellana, 1650 nucleotides long. NCBI's taxonomy places the organism in Eukaryota, Viridiplantae, Streptophyta, Magnoliopsida, Fagales, Betulaceae. The record is from RefSeq and is a predicted model, not a curated record.
AUGGCGGAAGACCUUCCCCAACUAUGGGAAAAAUUUACUCUCACAGAAGAUGAAGAUUUGGAAUUCGAAAUCCCGAGAGAAAAGUUCCAAGAAUUGGCCUCACGGGGCCAGGCAUGCAUCGUUGGUAAGCUGCUAACGGACAGAUUGGUUAGUAAAGAGAUUGUUAAGGAUUCUCUGUCACGUUGGUGGAAACCUAUGGGUGGUCUAUCUUUCAAAGUUAUAGGAGAUAAUCUCUUCCUAAUUGAUUUUACCAAUAAAGAGGGCAAGGAACGUGUCUUGGCAAGUACCCCUUGGGUGUUCGAAAGGAGUUUGUUCUUAAUUAAAGAUUUUGAUGGCACUUUUGCUCCAUCUGAAUUCACCUUCGACCACGCUGCAUUCUGGGUCCGGAUGAGAAAUUUACCUCUAGCUUGUAUGGGUCGAGAGAUAGGUCAAAUGAUCGGGGCCUCGGUAAGGGUGGUGGAAGCCAUUGAUACGGAUGGAGAGGGGCUAGGGUGGGGCGAAUCCCUACGUGUUAAGAUUCUUCUCGACCUAACUGAACCACUCUUGAGAGGACAAGAGAUAAAACUCCAAGGAGCUGUCAGGUGGAUAACAUUUCAAUAUGAGCGUCUCCCAAAAAGAUUUUGUUACAACUGUGGGGUCAUCAUCCACGGUAAGGCAGGCUGCACCCAUCGAAGUUCAUUCCGCCAUCAAGAGCAGGAAUAUGGCCCAUGGUUGAGGGCUGCAUCUCCAACCAGACUGCCCGAAAGGAAUCAAGGGAGAAAUUCGACAAGAGGAUCGAGUAACCAGGGGAAUGCAGGACGGGGCGAAUAUGAGACUCACUGGGAUAGAGACUACCAGAAAAACAAUGAGCAGUAUAGAGCAGAUUCCGACGGGGAUGAGGGCGGCAGUACUGUCACUGACUUUCCCAAGGAGAAUGCCAACCAUAGAUUCCAAAACAAUAAGGGCAGAGGUGGAGGCAUAAAUCACGGUGUUCUUGAUGGAAAGAAACGCGAAGGGGAACGGUUACAAAGGAACAGGUACUCACAAGGAAAUGAGGGUGAACCUGACUAUAAUGUUUCACUGGGGGAGGAUUUGCGGGCAGUGUAUCCAGAAUCACGGGCUACUAAAAAAGGAAAAUGGGAUGAGGAGGCACGUAAUCUCUCUUUGCAUGAUUCUCCAAGACACGUGGGUAGCAAGACCGUCAAUGGAUCGGUGGAAAAAUUUUCCAUAGGCCCAAAUGGAAUUAUGAGCAGCCCCAUGAAUUCGCAGACCUUUAGAGGCCCGACUUUCUCUGAGGUUGAAAAAACCAUGCAGGCGAAAUGGGAGAAGACGAGGGGCCGUGUAGAAACAAGGUUCCGUUAUGAGGCGAGUUGGUCCCUUGAUGCGGGAUAUGACGAGGUGAUAAAAGAAGCUUGGUGUAAACCUACAAUCGGGACUUGGGGGAGUAUUGGAGAAAACUUAAGACAUUGUCAAGAGGGAUUCUUACACUGGCAGCAAGGCCUGCAUGGGAAUCUGCAUGGCAACAUUAAAAAACUCCAACAAAGGCUAAGUAGGUUACACGAUGAAGAAGGCGGUGAAACGGGUCAUCAGCUUAAUUCUACAAAAGCUGAACUGCAACUUCUAAUGGACAAGCAAGAUCUUAUACGGAAGCAACGUGCAAAGACGGAUUAG